Molecule: messenger RNA, 2513 nt
Organism: Aspergillus saccharolyticus JOP 1030-1
Lineage: Eukaryota; Fungi; Ascomycota; Eurotiomycetes; Eurotiales; Aspergillaceae
Product: ARMH3 family protein
Exons: 8
Coding region: 133-2154 (673 amino acids)
Biological process (GO): regulation of Golgi organization
Cellular component (GO): cytosol
Source: RefSeq, a predicted model, not a curated record
GCAUGAGAUGUCAAUAGCAUCCUCCUCAUCUGCCAGACACUUCGACCAACCUCAUCCUUCUUGUUCUUGUAGUACAGUACUGGCCAUGAUCUUGUGUACUGCGCCGACCACCCAAUCUUGUUGUCUAGCAUAAUGGAUUCCCCUUUGACCCAGCAAAGUAGACCGGAAACCUUCAAACCGAAGAUCGUGCAACUAUACGAGAACCUAUUCCAGACCACAGACUAUGCGGAACCCUCGGAAGGGUUUUGGCGAGAAUUCUUUCUGCUGCCACCGGAUCGGAGCCAGCUCAAUGCACUCCUGAACCAGCUCAGUCCUGAUGAAACUCUUAACCUACAGGUUCAAACCCAGCAGCUCUUCACACGUGCUAUACGCGAAGCUGCUUCGGGAUCCAGCCCCGUAGAUUCUUAUGCUCUUGAGACCUUGACGGUCUUUCUAGCCUGUGUAUUGAAGAAAAAAUACACCAAUCCCAGCUCCGAUGUUAUCACCAUUCUUGCCGGUCUCGACCAUGUUGACCAUGCAAUUUUCGAAUUUGUCGCUGUUCUGGAUGGCAUCAUUCGGAGUGGCAAAACCUAUGGCUUACGACUACAAGCGAUCAGAACUGCUAUUGCAAUGACUGCUGGCGCAUACAAGACCAGCCUAGUCUCGUAUCUCACAAAUCGCGACCUGUUCCCUUCAAUCAUGAAGUUUGUCCAAGAAUCUGUCACGCCCUUGCAAGUAUUCGAGCCGUUUCUUCUUCUCGGUUUGUUGGCAAACUACAACAAAUUUGAGAUGCAGAAUCCGUAUCAAUUGCGACUCGAUGACUUUGUGAACGAAGCAAGCAUCCAGAAGAUUGCUAGGGGAGUUGGUAGUUCCUGUGGCGGCCUCAGAAAUGGAUACAUUGCCGUACAGGAUGACUCUCCAGAAGGUUGGACGUUGAUCAGCACCUUGAUGUAUUUCGGUUUGGGCGCUCUUGCUUCUGGUAAGAAGGAUCGGCCGAGCCCUCCGACUGCUGAGGAAGCGAAGGAAAUGUUUGCAUCCCUUCCAGCGCAACAAGCAGCCAUUCUCUUAGCUACAUACGAUUUCAUCAAUGCUAACAAACUGUUCGGGCUCCAUCUCAUCAGCUUGGCCCCAGAGAAGGACAGUAUGGAAUCCCCAUUUGCGUCAUUCCUCUCUUUAUCCUCUUAUAUCCUGCAGCAUGCCUAUCGAUCCCCAAGAGCCGCACACUACGCAGAACUCAACCUCCUUACUCUCCGCAUCAUCUCUGAAGAUAACGCCCUCUGCAAACAGCUCUGCAGCGACGAGAGCAAGCGCAAAAUUCGACUGUGUCGCCAGAAGCAACCCUAUUUGCCCCUAAUCACUGGCGAGCGGGUCCCAAUAACAGCCAUCUUCGAUAUCCUGAUAGAUACCCUCACUCACAACCUUCGACGUCGCCUCGACGUCAACCUUUACAGCCACUGCAUCGCCAUUCUUCUUCGCCUUCUCACCUACCUUUCCAAGAACAAGAUCCGCCUCGCCUACCACUGGUCGGAACUCUGGCGCACCCUUCUCUCUCUGGUGCGCUUCUUGACCACCUACGUUUCCGACCUCAUCACCAACACUCCGCACAUUCACACCCUCACCACCUCCCUGGUCAAUUUGAUUGCCUUCUGCGUCUCCGCGGGGGACACCUUUCUUCCGGACCCGUCCUCCUACGACGACCUCUUCUACAAACUCGUGGAGACCGGCCCUAUCAUGGCCAGAUUUCGCGACGUAUACGCCUUCAAGAUCAGCAGCAGCAGCAUUCCCAGCAAUACCAGCCCUUCCUUGGCGGUAGGGGUGGACCACAUCCCCAAAGCGAAUCCUACCGUGCCAUCCGGCGCCGAUGUCCACGUCACCGCGAUUGAGACCUUGAUCUCCGUCUCCACGCACUUCCACACCCUCCUGUUUGUCCCGAGUAAGGGCGACGAGGCUGCUGCUGCUGACGGUGAAGCCCCCGCGCCAGUGUCUGCAAAUAUGAAGAAAAAUCUCAGUCCGCGGGAGGUGCAUCGGAUCAUCAAACAGGGAUAUGAGACGUUGAGCAUUCCGCCGUUGGAGGGUCUCAGUUCGUGGCAGAAGUUCCGUGAGACCGACUGGAAGGUGGAGUUAAAGCGGGCGGCGCGAUGCGCCGUGGAUGAUGCCAGGCAAUUGGUUGCGUAGGCGGUGUGUUUAUGGUGUGUCAUAUGUGUUCCAAAAACGAAUCAUAAUGUGUGUGAGACAAGAAGUACGGCCAAGGUGGAGAAGAGGUUUCUCUCGUCAUAAAGCACUGGGUAUCUGUUCAAGAGCUUAUGGAGGUGUCCUUCCAGUCGGUGCGAGCUGUAUACGUGCAUGGUGCGCUUGUUAGGUUAAGACUCUACGUGUUACUGUCAGUCCGCAAAUAUCACGUCUAUUUGACUAGCUUAUUGCGCAAGAGGGAACAUGCUGUCGCUCAAGCUUGGAUGUUUUGGACUCUCAUCAAUUUAUAUCCUUUUAAUGUUACAGUGAUAGCAUUAUCCAUAGCGUGCGUUAAGGCACCACAA